AUGAAGGUUUCUAUCAAAUUAACUAACUCACAAACAUUUACUGUCACUGUCCCAGACAACUCCACUGUCGAUAAUUUGAAGGCAGUCGCCAUCGCAGCCUCCCCUGCUUCUUUGAAUUUCACUCCCUCCACAACCUCUCUCUAUCUUGCAGGCAGAAAACUCAACAUCAAACAGCUGGUUUCAUACUACAGCAUAAAAGAGGGCUCUACUGUCUUAUUGGUGCUAAAGUCGAUUCCUAUCCCUGAGUUGAUCGCCAAAAAUCAAGCUCAAAUUACAAAACAAACCCAAGCAAUGAAUCAAAACAAAUCCACUUCUCUCUCAGCUGAAACAUCAACUGCUCCACAAACAAAAGUUAUCAAAACUGUUAAGAGGAAAUCAAAGAGCAAACGUUGUUCAUUCAACAACUGCUCUUCUGCGCCUCUAAGAAUCGUUGGUGAUUGUGAUUACUGCAAAGGUCGUUUUUGCUCAACCCAUCGUUUACUAGAAAACCACUUUUGUUCAGGUUUGCAAUCGUGCAAAGAUCAACUACAUCAAAGAAACGCAACAAAACUACAUAGUGAACAAACUAUUGCUUCAAAAGUCUAA
Messenger RNA from Ascoidea rubescens DSM 1968, 585 nucleotides. RefSeq names its product Tmc1p (gene TMC1). The coding region runs from base 1 to 585 and encodes 194 amino acids. Lineage: Eukaryota; Fungi; Ascomycota; Saccharomycetes; Ascoideales; Ascoideaceae. Gene Ontology annotation, molecular function: zinc ion binding; protein binding. The transcript is spliced from 2 exons. The record is from RefSeq and is a predicted model, not a curated record.